This is a messenger RNA of Pyricularia oryzae 70-15, 2254 nucleotides long. RefSeq lists its product as uncharacterized. The transcript has a single exon. The record is from RefSeq and is a predicted model, not a curated record. The coding region runs from base 1 to 2133 and encodes 710 amino acids. NCBI's taxonomy places the organism in Eukaryota, Fungi, Ascomycota, Sordariomycetes, Magnaporthales, Pyriculariaceae.
AUGUCGUCACCUGCUAGCGACACUGAGAAGAAAACUCCUGCCAAGCAGGUUUUCAAAGAAGCGAAAGCCGCCAAGACCCCAGAUCCUGUUGCUAGCUCGGCGAAACAGGUACUUGAUCAGGUGAUUCCAGAUCAAGUCCCAGUAGGCGACGCAAGAUAUGAACAGGAUAUCCCUCCUUUCAACUCUCGAUACAGCAUGUUCAGACAUCCCUAUGCAGAGUUUUGGAACAGUCCAGAGCACCAAGCACCCGAUCGGGUAUCAAGAGACCAACUUGUCCAGGGUGACAUGAAGGAUGGACAGAGCCCGCCCGCAUUUGGCCCUGGGUACGGCCCUUUCGGCCAUCCUUACUACCCACAGCCCCAUCCGUAUCAUAACUACUUCAACUUUCCCGCUAUGCCACCGCCUCCUGCAUGGUACUCUCACGGGCCUGGUGCCUGGCACCCUGGCAACUGGCCACCGGUAAGCGGUGGCUAUCCCACUUCUAGAGAGUACGCUCCAAACAAAAAUCUAUAUGGUGGCUCUGGUCUUCAACACGGCAACCAUCAUCCAGAGCAAAGAAUGUCUCAGCAGAAUGAGCCCAAUACUGUUGCCCCUGAGAUUUUUGAAAACAAUACUGUUGCCAAAACAGCAGGACUGAGAAGUGGGCACGCAGGCUCCGACUCGGGACUUUCUCCGCCGCUGAAGGACGUGAAACUCGACGUUUCAGUACUUGAACUGGCUAGAAAUAGUCAAGCUGCUGACCAUGGCAAGCUGGGUGACCCGAUGACUCCUGUCAGCAUGAAAAUUGACAAACCCUCCAGCAGCCUCGCAUUGCCUGACGAAAAGACUGAGAAAUACACCAAGGAGAUCAGCCAUGACAUGCCUACAUAUAAUCAAAGCCAGGUUGAUAAAGUCUCCAACUAUACCGGACUGGGAAGCUCUGUAGAUAUAAGACGGCCAACUGGCUACACGCUUGAUAUCGACCACUGCCCCGAGCCGGCGGAUCAACCAAUUGCAUCAGACAUAAGAGGAUCUAUUGGUCCUCCACAUGACCUUCACUUGUCGAUGGAUGGAAGAAUGUUCAAGCAUGCAUGGACGGAUGACCCAGCCCUGACAUUGUCUUCCGAGUCGUAUGUCAUAGAGACUAUCCAAGCAUGGCAGUCUUCUGUUCAGCCCGCUCGAAACAUUGACUUCAAGGAGCUGACAAAGGAGCUCGCAAACCGGUCAGACUGUGAUUUUGACCCUGUGGCUCUCAAGUUCAAGUAUGCAUUGGACCCAGGUGACACCAGUACACAUCCGGAUAACCCAAAAAAUAUGGAUACAAAAAGGGAUCAGAAGAUGAAUGCGAUUCUAAAAAGACGCAUUAAAGAGGACCGCGCCCGUGUCCCUGCGGUGCCCAGGGAGGUGGUGCUGCAAGAGGCGUUGGAACCACAAUUUGCUUGCCACAUGCGUCCUGCAACCGAGGAAGAUCUCCCCAGCCUCAAGGAGAUUUAUGACCUAGAGCUUACGCAAGGGUUCCAGGCUAGGGACAAGGUGAAGCUGUCGCCCAGGUCGUACGUUUCUCUUUUGAGGAUGUGCCAAGACCGGUCACUGCCUUUUAUUGUUGCUGUGGCUGGAGCUCCUCACGACGUACGGAACGGUAGGACUCCUGAGGUCGCAUGGCAGAGCAAGGAGCCGCCGAAAGGCGCGGUACUAGGCUUCAGCUUCUUGUCCCCAUACCACAGAGGAUUUUUGAAUGAUUUGGAUUCUGCGGGCGACUCAUCGGUUAAACUCGACGUCAUGAUCCAUCCGGACUAUCGCUCCAGGUUCAUCGGUACUGCGCUGAUCGACAAGAUGCUACAGCUCAUUUGCCCUCGUUACAACUACAUGGAUACGUGUCAAUUCGUGGAUGAUAGCGCUGUUUCGCUCUACCGUGGAGCGCAUACCUCACUCCACCGCUUUUAUCACGUUCACGCCGAUGUCCUCGUGGCUGGCGAACAUGAUCCCAACGCAAAGCGUUACGACAAUCUUUUCCAGGAUCGAUUUGGCUUCGAGAAGCUUUUCGUCAUUCGUGGAAGCCAUCAACAUAAGAAUGGCAUGCUUGACCUAGUGAGCUAUCACAAGCAGUGUCGACCUGUUCCCGGAGCGGAAGCCUCGGAGAAAGCGGCACCCUGAUGUGGAAGGGUUCACAACCUCAAACAGCAUUCAAAUGUGAACAACAUCUCCAGAAGAUCUCCAUCGGCCUCAUUUGCAUUGUCUCCUUUUGUUUUGUUAUGGCGAUGAUAGGGUUUCGGAC